Molecule: messenger RNA, 3149 nt
Organism: Myotis myotis
Lineage: Eukaryota; Metazoa; Chordata; Mammalia; Chiroptera; Vespertilionidae
Gene: G6PD
Product: glucose-6-phosphate dehydrogenase
Exons: 14
Coding region: 81-1721 (546 amino acids)
Biological process (GO): glucose metabolic process; pentose-phosphate shunt, oxidative branch
Cellular component (GO): cytosol
Molecular function (GO): glucose-6-phosphate dehydrogenase activity; NADP binding
Source: RefSeq, a predicted model, not a curated record
GGAGGGGUCCGUGGAGGCCCCGCCCGCGCGCCUCGCCUGAGGCGGUCAGCUCAGCUCGGGCGCCCGCCUCCGCUAGUUAAAUGGACCGGCGGGUCUCAGCCCCCGGAAACUGCCAGGAACUCCAGGGCUGCGAGCGCGACGGGCGGCGGCAACGAGGCACAGGUAACGAAGCGGCAGAGAGCAUCAUGGCAGAGCAGGUGGACCUGAGCCGGACCCAGGUGUGCGGGAUCCUGCGGGAAGAGCUGUUCCAGGGUGAUGCCUUCCAUCAGUCCGAAACACAUAUCUUCAUCAUCAUGGGGGCAUCGGGUGACCUGGCCAAGAAGAAGAUCUACCCCACCAUCUGGUGGCUGUUCCGGGAUGGCCUUCUGCCUGAAAACACCUUCAUCGUGGGCUAUGCCCGCUCUCGUCUCACGGUGGCUGACAUCCGUAAGCAGAGCGAGCCCUUCUUCAAAGCCACCCCCGAGGAGAAGGCCAGGCUGGAGGAGUUCUUUGCCCGCAACUCCUACGUGUCUGGCCAGUACGAUCAAGCAGCCUCCUACGAGCACCUCAAUGACCACAUAAACACCCUCUGCCAGGGGUCACAGGCCAACCGCCUCUUCUACCUGGCCUUGCCCCCCACUGUCUAUGAGGCCGUCACCAAGAACAUCCGAGAGACCUGCAUGAGCCAGACGGGCUGGAACCGCAUCAUUGUAGAGAAGCCCUUUGGGAAGGACCUGCAGAGCUCCGACCGCCUGUCCAACCACAUCUCCUCCCUGUUCUGUGAGGACCAGAUCUACCGCAUCGACCACUACCUGGGCAAGGAGAUGGUCCAGAACCUGAUGGUGCUGAGGUUUGCCAACAGGAUCUUUGGCCCCAUCUGGAACCGGGACAAUGUCGCCUGCGUCAUCCUCACCUUCAAGGAGCCCUUUGGUACUGAGGGCCGCGGGGGCUACUUCGAUGAAUUUGGGAUCAUCCGGGACGUGAUGCAGAACCACCUGCUGCAGAUGCUGUGUCUGGUGGCCAUGGAGAAGCCAGCCUCCACGGACUCGGACGACGUCCGCAAUGAGAAGGUCAAGGUGUUGAAAUGCAUCUCAGAGGCGCAGUUGAAAAAUGUGGUGUUGGGCCAGUAUGUGGGCAAUCCCAAGGGAAAGGGCGAGGCCACCAAAGGGUACCUGGAUGACCCCACGGUGCCCCGGGGAUCCACCACUGCCACCUUCGCAGCUGUUGUCCUCUAUGUGGAAAAUGAGAGGUGGGAUGGGGUGCCCUUCAUCCUGCGCUGCGGCAAAGCCCUGAACGAGCGCAAGGCCGAGGUGCGCCUGCAGUUCCGCGACGUGGCCGGCGACAUCUUCCAGCAGCAGUGCAAGCGCAACGAGCUGGUGAUCCGCGUGCAGCCCAACGAGGCCGUGUACACCAAGAUGAUGACCAAGAAGCCCGGCAUGUUCUUCAACCCUGAGGAGUCCGAGCUGGACCUCACCUACGGCAACAGAUACAAGAACGUGAAGCUCCCCGAUGCCUAUGAGCGCCUCAUCCUGGACGUGUUCUGUGGGAGCCAGAUGCACUUUGUGCGCAGUGACGAGCUGCGGGAGGCCUGGCGGAUCUUCACGCCGCUGCUGCACCAGAUCGAGCGCGAGAAGCCGCAGCCCAUCCCCUACGUUUACGGCAGCCGAGGUCCAGCGGAAGCAGAUGAGCUGAUGAAGAGAGUGGGCUUCCAGUAUGAGGGCACUUACAAGACACAAGGAUAGAGCGAGUCCUUUCCACCUGAAUGCUUCCGUGAGCGUGCUGCCCACACGGACCUGCACCCUGAGUGUUCCUGCCCGGCCAGGUCACUGCAGGGACUCCAUGAGGGCCGUUGGCACAUUGCCAGUCCAUGGAAGUAAGAAGGAUUUAGGAAGGAAAGGCAGCAAGGCUUGUGACUAACAUUGGAGGCCAAGAGGGAGGAGGUAGUCCAGGGAGGCGCCACAGCCUGGCCACUCUGAGGCAGACAGCUGGGGUCCUGAGGUCAUGGAGGCUCCGCUUGUGUUUGUUCCCCAGGGCCACCGUAACAAGCAUGCACUGGGGGCUUAUAACUUACUUAUCCCGUCACAAUCCUGGAGGCCAAAAGUCUGAAAUCCAGGAGUGGGCAAGGCUGCACUGCCUCCAAGCUAGGGGAGGGACCUUCCUUGUCUCUUCCAACUUCUGCUGGUGGCGAGCAUUCCUCGGCUUGUAGGCACAUCCUCGUCUGCCUUCAUCUUCAUGUAGCCCUCUUGCUGUGUGUAUCUCUCUCCUGUUUUCUUAAACUUACCUUGACUACCUCUGCAGACACACUAUUUUCAAAUAAGGUGGCAUUCCAAAGUUCCAGGGAGACACGGAUUUGGGGGGCACACUGUUCAACCCAGUAUGCUCGAAACAAAGGCAGCACCCCUUGUGUGGCUGUCUCCCCUCCUCCCCAGCUCCUAAGCUGAGCACUGGAAAGAUGGCAGGAACCAGCACUGUGGUCCCUGCAUUCAUAGGCCUGGGUUCCUUUAGGUGCAGCCAACCAGAAACAAAAGGAACAGAUAAAAUGAUCAGAUGGCCCUGGCCAGUGUGGCUCAAUGGUUAGAUCAUUGGCUCUAUUCCCAGUCAAGGGCACAUACCUAGGUUGCAGGUUUGAUCCUGUGUCUCACAUCAAUGUUUCUCUCCCUGCCCCCUCCCUUCCACCCUAAAAAAAUCAAUGGAAAAAAUGUCCUCCAGUGAGGAUUAGCAACGACAAAAUGAUCAGAUGGUGGGUAGUACAUUUUCUGGAGGGAAGAAACCAGCAACCCAGAAAAUGACCAGGGGAGGAAAGCUCCAGUCCCAGGGAGGUAAGAACACAUCCUGAGGCCCUGCCACUGACAGGGCUAGGGUUCCAGGAUGGGGAAGGCCCUCAAGCUGUUAGCAAGAACAUGACCACCACAAAUCCUCCCUCCAGCUUGGCCUGUGCUCCCUCUGUCCCCCACCCCUGCUUGGGAAGCAAUUGCCUGGGGCUCUUUCCUCCCACCAUCCUUGGUCUGCCAUUGAAAGCCAACUUCUUACUCCUGCACAGUCCCCCUGGGCUGGGAUGGCAGCAGUUGGGAAUCCCGUGCAGUUUGACAGGUGGAGCGCCAGGUAGGAGGGAUGAGCUGAGGCUCUGCUUAGGUCUCUGCGGAAGCAAUAUAUAGAGGAAGAAAUUCAAA